This is a messenger RNA of Hippocampus zosterae (dwarf seahorse), 4166 nucleotides long. Its product is annotated as adapter molecule crk-like. The record is from RefSeq and is a predicted model, not a curated record. The coding region runs from base 341 to 1291 and encodes 316 amino acids. Gene Ontology annotation, molecular function: protein binding. The transcript has 3 exons. NCBI's taxonomy places the organism in Eukaryota, Metazoa, Chordata, Actinopteri, Syngnathiformes, Syngnathidae.
CCAUUGACCAGGCAUCCCUUCCGGUAGAUGAGGUCAACUUUUCCCUAGAUCCGCCAUUUCAGUCCGGGAGGUUUCUCGUUGCUCACUUAUUUGGGGGUUUCUUGGCUUAUUUUAUCAUAUAAAACAUUUGUCUGGAAGUCUUUCGUCUCUCUACGAAACGCAGAAACCCUCCCGGCGGCAAAGUUGCUCGCGAGAACCCGCCUCAAGUCGUGAUAGCACACCUUUUUUUUCCAAUGCCGGGGAGCGUCCCUGACCCAAAGUUUUUUGUAUGAGUUGCGGAUAAAAAAAAGGCGAAGGGGGGGAACAGGGCCUCGAGCCUCGGGGCGUUCAUUGUUCAGUCAUGGCCGGUAAUUUUGACGCCGAAGACCGCGCGAGUUGGUACUGGGGCAGGCUGAGCCGCCAGGAAGCCGUUUCUCUCUUGCAGGGACAGAGGCACGGCGUUUUCCUGGUGAGGGACUCCAUAACCAGCCCUGGGGACUACGUGCUGUCCGUUUCCGAGAACUCCAAAGUGUCCCAUUAUAUCAUCAACAGCAUCAGUAAUAACCGUCUGUCCGGCUCAGGCGUGGCUCCUCCGCGGUUUCGCAUCGGCGAUCAGGAGUUCGAGGCCCUGCCGGCCUUGCUGGAGUUCUACAAGAUCCACUACCUGGACACUACCACACUCAUCGAGCCCAUCGCCAAAUCCAAGCACAUGGGAUUCAUCAGCUCUGUCGGCGCGCCCCCGCAGCAGACCGAGGAGGCCGAGUAUGUCCGGGCACUCUUUGACUUCCUCGGCAACGACGACGAGGACCUCCCGUUCCGCAAGGGUGACAUCCUUCGUGUGCUGGAGAAGCCGGAGGAGCAGUGGUGGAACGCCGCCAACCAGGAGGGGCGCGCCGGAAUGAUCCCCGUCCCCUAUGUGGAGAAGUACCGGCCCGCCUCGCCCACGGCGACCGGCCCGGGUGCCCCCAUGGCGAGCACGGGACAAGGGGGUCAGGUUGGGGGCGCGGCAGCUGGCACCGACGGAACAGGGCCGCCCCAGGCCCUGGGUGACCCGGGCCAGUACGCCCAACCGGUAGUCGCCACCCAGCUUCCUAACCUACAGAAUGGACCAGUGUACGCCCGGGCCAUUCAGAAGAGGGUGCCCAACGCCUACGACAAGACGGCACUGGCCCUGGAGGUGGGCGACAUGGUGAAAGUGACCAAGAUCAAUGUGAACGGCCAGUGGGAGGGCGAGUGCAAAGGCAAGCGCGGCCACUUCCCAUUCACCCACGUGCGACUGCUGGAACAACAUCACCCGGACGACGAGAGCUGAGAAAACGCUUGUCGCCGGCAACCCGCCUCUUGCGCGUGUCAGGAAAGUGGAACAAAAAAAACAAACAAAAACAAAACAAAAAUAUCAUGACAGAAGCACACACCCACAAAACAAAUUUACAAGCUAAACAAGUUGCAGGGACAAGCUUAGAUUGAACGCCUUCUUUUUUUUGAUGGACGGUAGAGCUCAUAUGAACGACAACACUGAAAAUAUUCCAGAUUAUUCUGGUUGUCGCGGUUAACACUCAAACCCAAAACGAGAUAACACUUUAAUUUUUGUACAAUUUUUUUUUUUAAUUGAUAAGGUAUAUGAAUGACUAGUCUAUUUUUAGCUUGCGUUCUCCCGUGAUGAAUUUUUAACCCCAACGGCAACUUUGUUGUGCCUCUUAUUUCAUAUUAAAGGCUCAUCACAUGUGCAAACCAAAAAGUGAAUGUUUACACGUCCAUCGUAGGGAUGGGUGAUCGAUUACGUAUUACUCGCCAAUCCAUUGUGUCUUGAAGCAAUGGAUGCGAACUGGAUGCCUCCACAGAUUGAGAGAAAUAGGCGGCGCUGCAUCCAUGCUUUCAAACAACGAUGUUUGCUGCAUUAUUUUGCUUAAUGCAACUCUGGCAUUGAAAGAGCAAUUCCGAACAGUCAUUCACAUUUGUACAAUUGUUACAGUAGUCAAUCAAGGAAAACGUACUCGAGCCUCGUUGUGCUAAAACCCCGAGCAUUAGCUCACCUCGCUAACAUGAACAACUGGACAAUUCUUGACAUUUCCUCAUCUUUGUGAUACAAAAUAUAAAUCGUCCUAGCCAAACUUCAGUCUUCUGUUUUACAAUUCGGUUAGCACCUAGCGACUUCUUAGCUAAAAUGAAAGAUGUGCAACAGACCUUGGCAUCCGACGUUCCUUGUACAUCAACCAAACAGUCUAUUCCAAUACCCAUACUCAAUCUGGCCAGAACCCAAACAAGCUACAACACAGUUAACUAUCAUAGCUAAACAAGCAUUACCUCAUUGCGCUAAUGUUAAAAGGAAAAAAAAAAUCCACUUUUCGACACCAAAUACAAAAAUCGCCAGCCAAACUUCAGGUGAAGAUGAAAGCUGCAUGAACCAAACCUAAUUGUCUCCUGGCUUUGACUCGUAUUUGAUCAAUAAAGUGUAGUGAAAUACCCUUCCCUGAAUCAGCCCAGAACUCAAACAAGUCGGAUUAAAUAUCCGAAUGACCUGCCGGUUGAUGCGUCGAGAUGUAACAUUUUGAAACUCAUCCGAAUGUCAGUCUUCCCUAUUUCAGCUUUCAUUUUUAAUCAUAGAAACGUAAGUAACGGCCAUGCUUAGUCUAGCUAAAACUCAAACGUUACAGUCAUGAUCCUAGCUUUAGCUUUAGCUUGCUACCCUAAAAAAAAUCUGUUAAGUAUUGGUGGUUCAUUGAGGGAUGUAAAAUGUAUCUUCUUUGUGACACAAAAUACAAAACCAAACUUCAGUCCGUGUUGAUUUGUAUUUUACACCCAAAUGUUGCUAGUGACGAUGAGAUGUGCGAUCCCAAACAAGGAAAGGAAAUAAAGUGCCAAUCCCUUAAUUGGCCAGAACCCAAAUGUCACAUUAACAUAACCCAAAAUCGAGUUAAAUAUUUUAGCUACCUAGCGUUAGCUUUGUAAGCUAAAACGAACAAAAAUAAAAAUUGGGAACAAUUUCCAAAUGGUUCCUCAUGGUUUCAUGGCAACGGUCAAACAAGCAAACUCGACCUCAACGUAUGAGGCUACAACACUUAGUUUACUUCCUACCCAGUAUUGUUCUGUAUUCCUCACAGCUGAUUUUCCACAAGGGAUUUUUUUGUUUCUGUAUGCGCGCGGACUAUUUUUCACCCAACUAUCAGAAUUAAAUUCACUCAAAACUGGCACAGCACUGCACACUUUGUAGUGUCAGUUAUUUUUAAGUCGCAAGCGUCUCAUGAAAGUCACACUAAAAAAAGAAGUGCAAGAUGUUUUCUGUCGAUGGAACAAUGCGAGGUUUGCUUCCAGGCUGUGCUGAGACGUUUAUUCGAGCAAACGUCUUUACCCUGUUUGAGAUUUAGAUUUAUUUGCAUAAGAACCGACGAAAUGAGCGAGUGACCUUAAUGACCAGCCGCUAGUCAAUAUUUCUUUAAGAGCUUACCACUUUGUUUAAAUAAAUGAUCAGCCAAUCCUAUAAACCAAACCUUUUUUUUCUGAAUUAAUUUUCAUUCAGUGCCAAUCACUGAAAAUUAUUUUUAAUUAGCCCAACUUGUCCUCGGUCUGUAUUUGUAUUCUUUCUGAAAAUAAGUCUUCCGAGAAUAAAGUUAAAAUACUACAAAAACAAUUUUAGGAGAAAAAAAAUAAUGAGAAUGUGAUGACAAUUUAGUCUCAUGACUCUUGGCCCCCCCGUGUUUUCCAAUGUAGAAAAAAUCGAUUUAAAAAAUGUUAUAAAUAUUACAUUUGUAAUCUAUGCUGAAAGUCUUCCUUUUACAUGAAAUAAGCCAUAUUGUGAGGAUAUACCCAAUAUUGGAAGAGUGAACACGGAAUUUUACACCGAAAGACGUAACAUUGUGUAAUGGUCAUUUUACAAGGGAAAGAGGCAUUUCAAUAUUUGUUUUACAUUUCAACAUUCUUUCUCUUUUUUUGUUUUGUUAAAUACUUUUCAGAAAAAGUUAUCCCUCGUGUGGCCUUAUUACUGCUUUGUAUAUUUUAGACCAGAGGUAAACAUGCUGCUAAUUGCUGAAAGCGUUUUUUUUAACUCAUAUGAAUGCUUAAAAAAAAAAGAUGAUUCCUAAACUCUUGUCGUAGCUUUGGGUAGAACAUCUUCAAUGGGAUUAUCGUAGCUCAUGUGAAUGCUGAAGAAACCAUUUAGGAAUCUGCUAACAUGCACCUUAAUCCCUUCA